Molecule: messenger RNA, 549 nt
Organism: Paramecium pentaurelia
Lineage: Eukaryota; Ciliophora; Oligohymenophorea; Peniculida; Parameciidae
Source: the annotation of a GenBank genome assembly
AUGAGAGAAAUUAUAUCAAUUCAUAUUGGUUAAGCUGGAAUACAAGUUGGUAAUGCUUGUUGGUAAUUAUUUUGUAUGGAAAAAGAUAUAUAACCAAAUGGUUUAUGGUUAAAAGGAGACAAUAUUGAAUUUGGUGGGGAAUUGUUUUAAAAAAUAUCUUCUGAUAAAUAAUAUGAAAAAUUGAUUCCAAGGUAAUUAUUUAUAGACUUUCAACCAGAUGCAAUCAAUAAAAUUAAAAAUAGUGAAUAUAGAGAGUUAUUCCAUCCUGAUAAUUUUAUUGUUGAUAUUAUUAGAUUGUUCAAAAAUUUUUGCAAAAGGAUUUUAUAAAUAAUGGAGGAAAAAUAAUUGAAAAAUGCAUGGACAGAAUAGGAAAGUUUACAAUUGAUUGCUCUAAUCUUUAAGGAUUUUUUGUUUUCAUUCAGUUGGAGGAGGCACCGGAUUAGGAUUUGGAUCUUUAUUAUUGGAGUAAAUAUCAAUAAAUUAUCGAAAAAAACCAGUAAUAGGAUUUUCUAUUUUUCCAUCUCGAAUUUAAUCUUAAAAUACUUAUGA